UUUUUUUUUUUUUUUUUCCCUGCUCUCAGGCACAAGCUUACAUAUUCCCCCAGUUCACGCGGCAUGAGUAAAUUCAUUGCAGUCGUGGUAGCCGGUAUGGCCGCUCAUGCCAUACUAUGUCCAUUCACCAAAGUAGAAGAGAGCUUCAAUCUUCAAGCUGUACACGACAUUAUUCAUCACCAAACCGACAUUUCAAAAUAUGACCAUCUCGAGUUUCCAGGCGUGGUCCCCCGAACCUUUAUCGGCCCACUCUUUGUGGCUAUGUUCACAUGGCCGGCUACCGUGUUAAAUUCACGCUUGCUGGAACAAUAUGCUGCACGGCUAGUGGUUGCAUCCAUGGUAUGCCUUGGGCUCUACCGUCUUCUACUAUCCACUCGUAAACUAUUCGGUCCCGUUACUGCCAAUGUGACAGCGUUGCUGUUGGCUACUCAGUUUCAUUUUUUGUUUUGGUCGUCAAGAACAUUGCCCAAUAUCCUUGCUCUGCCUCUUGUAUUGGAAGGCUUCUCACAUUGGCUGCAAGCUCAAGCCACCAAUGAUAGAAAACAACUUAAUCUAUCCAUUCGAUGGCUGACAUUUACUGCUGUGGUAUUCCGCUUCGAGGUCGGCAUUUUGCUAGCCUUUAUCUUGCUGUCUGAAUUGGUGAUCCAUCGUAGUACAUCCGUUCGAGAUAUUCUUUUGAAUGGUGUCGUCACUGCAAUUAUAUCUCUUUUGGUCACUGUACCCAUUGAUUCAUAUUUUUGGCAAUCUUACCCACUAUGGCCUGAAGGUGCCGUUUUUUACUUUAACGGAGUACUCAACAAAAGUUCGGAAUGGGGUACGCUUCCAAUGACAGCCUACUUCUUGUCAUUUUUACCAAGGCUUCUUCUUGUCUCUUACCCCUUGGCUGGCAUUUCCUACCUUGCCGAUAGGCGAGCACGCAGACUGCUGACACCGUGCAUUCUGUUCGUUUUGGCCUUCUCAUUUCUCCCUCAUAAGGAGUGGCGCUUCAUCGUGUAUACCAUCCCUAUGUUCACUAUCGCUGCUGCCAUCACUGUCAAUAACGUCUAUGUCAAGUCGCGUAAACAAUCGGCUGCCAAUAAGGCUCUAUUGGCCUUCAUUGCUGGAUCCAUGUUGCUUUCUACCUUGGCAUCUUCGUUCAUGCUUUACAUAUCCAUGUAUAAUUAUCCUGGAGGACAGGCAUUGGAGACUCUCCAUCAUUUAGAAUCACUCGAAACAAAUGUGUAUGUCCAUAUGGAUGUCACGACAGCCAUGACCGGUGCCUCUCGCUUUGGUGAACAAUACCCAUCGUGGCGAUACAGUAAAAAAGAAGACCACGAGAACGCCGAUCAGUAUAUUCUUGCCGGAUAUACACAUUUGAUAACCUCAGAACCUGAAAAGUAUGAUUCUGAAUUGUACGAUGUGAUCUACUCUGCAAAUGGUCUCAAGUCGGUAUCCAUCAAGCCAUUCCGUCCAUACAUUGAGUCUCUGGUGAAGAAUCCACAACAGCUUUUGAACUUUGCAGAAUGGCAAACUAUCCUCCCCGCCAAUGUCAAUGUUGGUCCCGUUGUCCAUAUAUUAAAGCUCAGAGAGCCCACCCAAGCGUUUAUUCAAGUUUUGAUUAAAUCCAAUCCAAGACUGAUGUUUAGCAAGACUUAUUGCCCUUAUUGCAUGAGAGCAAAGAUGGUGCUCAACCAACAUUGCCCGGGCCAAUACACUGUCUUGGAAGUCGAUCUUCAGGCCGAUCAAAUGGGCAUAAAGCAAGCUUUGUACAAUUUGUCUCGAAGAACUACCUUCCCCAAUAUAUUUGUCAACGGUGUCAGCAUUGGUGGCUCCGAUGAUAUUUCCAUGCUUGCUAACGAGGGCAAACUUGCUGAAGUAAUGGGAUGUACAUAGAAAAAAAGAAAAAGACAUUGUUUAUAUUGGC
Molecule: messenger RNA, 1903 nt
Organism: Umbelopsis ramanniana AG
Lineage: Eukaryota; Fungi; Mucoromycota; Umbelopsidomycetes; Umbelopsidales; Umbelopsidaceae
Exons: 2
Coding region: 64-1872 (602 amino acids)
Biological process (GO): protein N-linked glycosylation
Cellular component (GO): endoplasmic reticulum membrane
Molecular function (GO): alpha-1,6-mannosyltransferase activity
Source: RefSeq, a predicted model, not a curated record